GUGAGUCGAGUUUUCACUUAUCACUAAUAUUAGGUUUUAUUUGAGUAUAAAACCAGGUUAGGAUAGUUACUGAUGUUUGGUAGCAUCUCAUUUAAUGGAUCUCUAUAGAAGCGGUGAUGUGAAUGCGGCGAAACUGUUAUUCAUCUCUUUCCUUACUUUGUUUGCAUAAAUGUUAUGUCUUUUUUUGUAGGACCAUCCAUUAUCUUUAAAUAUGUACCGAUCUGGUUUACUUAUUUUGUCACCGCAUGUGCACUCUCAGAAGUUAUUCUCUUUGUUAAAAUAUGUUAGCAAUGUGGUGAAUGAAAAGCUGUUUUUAGCAAUUCCACGAAGUCCUUCAGAUUUUAUGUUUUGGAAAAAGACGGCUACGUUGUGUUAUACAACCGCAUGUAAGGUUUGCCCAUCACUAAACGUCUGUCUUCUUCUUCCUACCACCAAGUAUACCAAGCCUUCAGUAAAGUUUGAUAUUGUAAUUUCACCGGAAUUUGAAUUUAGUCCCGUUUGGAUUUUAAAUGAAGCCCACAAUAUCAAUCCACUUUACGGUGAUCGUGUUAUGUAUGCUACCAUAGAUAAUUCUGAAUCAGACCUACCAAUUACUGAUGACCAGAUAACUGUUGCGUCAUCAGAUAAAUCACAUGAGGAUAUCUCCCGUGUAUGUCUUGGUGGUACUUUUGAUCGGUUACAUUAUGGACAUAAAAUUCUACUUACCGUUGGUGCUCUGUUGGCUAAAGAACAUUUGCUUGUUGGUGUAACAUGCUCUGAUUUACUUUCAAGUAAAUGUCUUAGCCCAUUGAUAUUUUCUUGGGAGAAGCGCAGUAAAAUUGUUCAAACUUUUCUCAGUGAUAUAGGCGUACAGUCCAAAAUUAUGAAAAUUGUUAAAUUAUCUGAUAAAUUUGGUCCACCUGGAUAUUCUGCAGAAUUUGACUGUAUUGUAGCCAGCUCCGAUUCUUUAGAUAAUUGUGAAAAAUUGAAUGAAUUACGACGUGCGAAUGGAUUUAAGCCGUUAAAAAUUGAAGUGAUCAAUUUUAUAUAUUCAGCUAAGAUCUCCAACGAAUAUAAAGCCUAUCCUUUUGACUUGUCGGAUUUAAAGUUAUGUUCUUCAAAACUUCGUUUCAAUGAACUAGGCAGUCUGUUAAAACCUGUUAAUAAUAUAACUGUAAACAAUUCAUGUAGUCCAUAUUUGAUUGGUUUAACAGGACCGUCUGGUUCUGGUAAAUCAUCAUUGGCUAGACGACUCGAACAUUUAAGUGACCAAGUUCAUGUAAUCGAUUGUGAUCGUCUCGGUCAUGAAGCAUAUAUUCCUGGUACUCCUUGCCACCAAGCUCUUUUGUCUCAUUUUGGACGAGAAAAAAUAGCAUCUCCAGUGCCACCCUAUGCAAUAGACAGAGGCCUACUAGGAAGGCUAGUUUUUUCUGAUCCUGCUCAACUGAAAGAUCUGAAUUCCAUAGUUUGGCCUGAAAUAUUAAAAAAAAUUCUAACAGUUGUAAAAGAAAUAGAAUGUAAAGCAUUAGAACAAGAUCGGGAUCCUAAACGUCCGGUUAUUAUUAUAGAUGCAGCGGUGCUUUUACAGGCUAGGUGGGAUGAAAUGUGCCACGAGGUAUGGUUAACAGUUUUAUCCCAAACAGAAGCUCAGCGCCGGCUGUGUGAGAGGAACAAUUUAAGUCCGGAAGCAGCAUCAGAACGUCUUGCACGACAAGCUUCUGCUGUUGCUGAAGUGACUGGUGGGUACACUUGGUUUGAAGCAGGUCAGUAUUGUUCUCAGAAAAGUCCUAUCGACUAUGCUCAUGUAAUUCUAAGCACAGAAUGGGACCCAGAAUGUUCGCAGUAUCAAGUUGAAAAGUCCUGGAAAGCGCUACAACAAAGGUUAGAGUUAACUACAACAACCCAAUGAGUGUUUGCUAUCACGAAUUUGCAAUUUCUUAUCUGCUAAUUUGAAGCUAUGUAUUCAAUUGGUUGAGUUUUUAUAAUGAAUUCCACUUAUGGAACAAACAUGAUUUCUUAGCUAGUUGGACUUUUUCUAUCAGUCGAUAUUUAUAUGACCGUGCAUAAUAAACCAUUAUUAUUUUCG
Schistosoma curassoni is the source of this 2065-nucleotide messenger RNA. Lineage: Eukaryota; Metazoa; Platyhelminthes; Trematoda; Strigeidida; Schistosomatidae. The record is from the annotation of a GenBank genome assembly.